AUGAGCCCGCUGGCUGUUCCAUCCAUUGACUACUGUGCCAUGUUCAUGGCCACGCUGGUCGGCUUCUUCGCCAACUCCCCAGGCUCCGGCCUGCGACGUUUCAGCUGCUUUACCGGCCUUGGACGGAAAGCUUCCCAAUCAGGUGCCCAGCGACUUCAAAGCGGAACGGUCCGCACCUAUUAUGUUGCCGCGAAAGAGGUAGAAUGGAACUACGCAGCCACGGGCUGGGACAACUGGCUUGGUGUACCCAUCAACGACUCUCCGCGUGCAUCCUCCGCAGGCAUUUUGAAAUCCGGGGGUUCCCUUGGUCUUACGUGGACCAAAGCAUUGUAUAGGGGCUAUACCGACGCCGCCUUCUCCAACCUCAUGGAGCAGGCGCCGGACCAAUGCACACAAGGUCCUCUGCUCCGUGCUGAAGUCGGCGAUCUCAUCCAGAUCCUCUUCUGUAACAAACUUACCAGCAACUAUGCAACGAUGCACUCGAUGGGCCUGACCUACUCCAAGGGCUAUGAAGGCAGUCUCUACCCCAACACCACAACCGGCGGAUCUCCCCCCCUCCCCAACGUUGAUGCCCUCGCGCCCGGCCAGUGCUUUGUCUACAAGUGGUUCGUGCCAGAGACCGCGAAGCCAAUGGCUUCCGACCCUGCGCGCAUGUGGUCGUACCACUCGUUCGUCGACAUGCAGUCCGACAUGAACGCUGGUCUGAUCGGGCCCAUCGUCGUCUACCAGCGCGGUCUGAUGAAUUCAACGAUGAAUUCAUACCGUGAGUUUCCCAUUCUGUUCAUGAUCUACGAGGAGUCCAGCAGCUUCCUUGCCGCCGCCAACGCCGAGAAGCUCGGCAAUGCCACAAAGAGCAUGGAGAUGCCCGUGACGCUCAAUAACGAGUACGCCGGCAGUUCAUCGUUCUGGAAGCCGCAGUUGGCAAACAUGCCGACGAUCCUCCCUUUCGUCGACGCGGGCGCCGUCGUUUCAUUCUAUUAA
Anthostomella pinea is the source of this 981-nucleotide messenger RNA. Lineage: Eukaryota; Fungi; Ascomycota; Sordariomycetes; Xylariales; Xylariaceae. The record is from the annotation of a GenBank genome assembly.